UUGGAUAAUGCCAUAAUCAACGAUAAUAUUUCUAUUUUCCGCACGAUUUUGUGUUAUAUCGCGAAAGCACAAGCACUCUCUCGUAUCGCACAUAUAUGUAUUAUAUCUAUUAUGUUUUUACAUCGUUCGACUUCAGCAUGUAAUUAUCAUUUUUUCAUUAAAUACUAAAUCGAGUAAAUCGUAAAUAUCCUCAAAUCCGUCAAAGGCGCAUUCAACGUUUGUUUUUAGUUUUUACGUUUUAGUGAAUUUUUUUUUAUAAAUGUACCAAACACGAUUUCGAAUUCCGCCGUCAAUGUGUUUUUUGUACUUAUGGAGUCAUUAGAUAUAUUGAACCUGCGAGUAGGUGAAUGUUCGUUUUUGGAGACAGCCUUGGCCGAUGUUAAACGUUAUAUGAACACCUUCAUUUUAAAAAACAAAAUGUUGGUAACUUCAUAAAUCCAUUUGCCUUGGAAACUUGAUUGAAACGUGGUACUUAUUUUUCCUCCAGUGAGCGCACGUAAUCGGUUUUUAGUGCAUACUCUAGUGCAAACAUUUUUUAAUGAAUUGAACACCAUAUCAAUUGGUAGUAGCUACGGAAGACGCUUGGUUGUCUAUCAUUCUUCUCUUAAACCAAUGUAUUGUGAAAUAGAACUGGAAGGUGCUGAAAAGCAUGAUGAAAAUAAUUCUAGUAUACAUCGAGCAUAUAGAACCCCUAAUGAAAGGAAGGCCCAAGAACGAUUAUUUCAGUCACUUAAGCCUAAAAAAUUAGAUCCAAGUACAAGAUCUAAUCAGCGCAAACAAAGUAAAAGGCCAGAUAUUCCUAUUUAUGUACCAAAAGCACUUAGGGGAUUAGCUAAUACUACUGGCUCCAAAACUAGCAGCGAAAAUAGUAAUUCAGAUUCAACUGCAUCAAAUAAACCUGAUGCUAAUUCAAGAAUUCAAGAUGAUCCAAGCAACAUAUUACAUUCAAAAGAUACGAAAAGUUCAAUAUCACUAUCUAAUCAUAAUCAACAUAAUGAUAUUAUAUUAGCAUCUUUAGAUUCAUUUAAAUUUGUAGACUUAUCAAAUGACAUGUUAAUUAAUGAUGUUAAUAAUGAAUUUAAAACUUCAUAUUUUGAUACGUCAUCUCAGUUUUCAGAUUCUUUAUCUACUAGUAUUCUUCCAGAUUCAGUAGAUAUUAAAGAAAAUAAUAUAAAUGUUUCUGUAACAAACAAAAUAAUUAAUAUUGAAAAUCCCAAUUUAGACCAUAAUGAAAUAGAGUCUAAUAUUGUAGAAACUGUGUUUGACAAUCGUGAUUUAACAAGAGGUGACAAUGUCAGUUGUACAAGUAUUCAAAAUUCUAAAUCAGUUGAUUUACCUGACUUUCAAGUAUCAGAUAUUAAUGAAAAGAUAACAGCUAAUAAUGUAUUGGUAUCUCAAAAAACUAGAAAACUAAUAGAUCUGAAAGUUGAUGAUAACAUUUCAGAUAUUUCUUAUAGUAAUAACCAAUCGCACGACACGCAUAAAGGAAGUGAAGUGGUUUUUUCUGGUGUAUCUGAAAUAGCAUUAGAAGAAGAACAUGAUACAAAUUGUCCUCACUAUUGUUUAAAUGAUAGUUUCACAAGUAGUCCUUUAACAGAUUUAGAUAGCAGUUAUUCUAAAAAUGAAAAUGAAAAAUUGACUGCCCAGCAAAGUGAAAAGAAAAAAAAAAAGAAAAAAGAAAAGAAAAAAAUUUUAGAUGUAGAUGAAUGUAGCUGGGAAGAUAUGUAUGAUAAAGAAGAUGAUUAUAUACAUCCAUUGCUUAUGAAAGAAUUAGUUUCUAAUAUUGGUAAAGUUCAAGUCCAAUGUGCAAAAGAGGAUUAUCGCAGUUAUCAAACAGUUGAAGAACGUUCAGGCGAUGGUGAGUGUGUUAUUGAAGUGUAUGGUUUUUCUUCUGAAUUGAAAACAAUUGAUCUAAUGAAUCAAUUUGCUGCAUUUCGUAAAAACCAUUUUGAAAUUAUUUGGGUGGAUGACACACAUGCAUUAGCAGUAUUUGAAAGUCCAAAUUUAGCUGAUCAAGCAUUGAACACACCAUUAGCACUAGUGAAAACUAGACCUCUUAAGAAUGCUAUCAAAGAAUCAAAGCUUAGAGCUGCUACAGUUGUUCCUCUUCCAGCAACUAGGCCUAAAACCUGUACUGCAAUGGCUAGACGACUAGUGAGUAGUGCUUUAGGAUUAAAAAUGAAUGUAUCAGCAGAUCUUAUAAAUGCUGAACGUACAUUGUUGGCAAAUGCUAAAGAGAAAAAGAUUCGGGAUGCUCAACAAAAACACAAUAUAUGGAAUAAUGAAUCAUGAUGUGUACAAAAUACAGUCAAUUAUUUUUUGAAGCCACUACAAUUUUUUUUAGCAUUAUAUAAUUUCAUUAAACUAUAGUUUGGGAUUUUUUUUAUAUAUACAUUAUACAUAAAUAUGUAUCAUACAUUUAUUUAUUGA
Molecule: messenger RNA, 2430 nt
Organism: Rhopalosiphum maidis (corn leaf aphid)
Lineage: Eukaryota; Metazoa; Arthropoda; Insecta; Hemiptera; Aphididae
Product: coiled-coil domain-containing protein R3HCC1L
Exons: 7
Coding region: 613-2292 (559 amino acids)
Molecular function (GO): nucleic acid binding
Source: RefSeq, a predicted model, not a curated record